CCCAUGUCAUUGUCAACAUUCAUAAAUAAAAUUAGCUUUUUAGCAUUGUCAUUUUUACUGCAUUUUUCAAGAAAUAAAGCGUAUAAACAUUGUAAAUACUGUUUUAAAUACAUUAGUAGUUUAGUUAAGUAAUCUCAAUAACUAAUAAUAAUAUUGAAGAUCUCAAGUGUGUGACACCGAUUUUCGUCAUGGAUUCCGAAAACCCCGUGUUGUUUCUUGACGAAGUGUCUCCAGAUCAGAUAGAGGUGGAAGUAGAAACAAGCGAGACUUUCCUGUUUGAUCCGUUAUUGGACCACAAUUAUAACUUAACUGAACCAAGGCCACCAUCAAAGAUACCCAACAACGUCAAAAUACGAGAGCUGAAAGCACUGUACCACUGCGGCAUAUGUGGCUACGCAACGCUAAAGAAGGAUGCAAUGCAGACUCACUCGCUCACACACAAGAGGCCAGAGCAGCCGGUACCGAAGAGACAGUGCAUGCCAUGCCCAAGCUGUAACGUUAAGGAGAAAUUUAUAAAGUGUCCGGAGUGUAGUUAUUAUACUAAGAGGCAGGCGAGUCUGAAGAUACAUAUGAGCAUUCAUAUGAAGGAAAAGCCUUACAAGUGCACGGAGUGUGAUCACCGUGUGAAAACUCUGAAGGAAUUAAUACAACACUUCAAAACCAGAUGUCACCUAUGCAACUGUUCGAAGGCGAAUGGCGGCCUGGUGCGGCACUCGAUGCAAUGUAUUAUGAAAUUAAACACGUGAUUUAUAUUACCUACUUGUUUCAUUUGG
Messenger RNA from Cydia splendana, 773 nucleotides. RefSeq names its product zinc finger protein 37-like. The transcript has 5 exons. Gene Ontology annotation, biological process: positive regulation of transcription by RNA polymerase II. The coding region runs from base 189 to 746 and encodes 185 amino acids. NCBI's taxonomy places the organism in Eukaryota, Metazoa, Arthropoda, Insecta, Lepidoptera, Tortricidae. Gene Ontology annotation, cellular component: nucleus. The record is from RefSeq and is a predicted model, not a curated record.